This is a messenger RNA of Perca flavescens (yellow perch), 756 nucleotides long. RefSeq lists its product as uncharacterized. Bases 1 to 756 code for a protein of 251 amino acids. NCBI's taxonomy places the organism in Eukaryota, Metazoa, Chordata, Actinopteri, Perciformes, Percidae. The record is from RefSeq and is a predicted model, not a curated record. The transcript is spliced from 4 exons.
AUGGCAACAGUGUCAACUUCAACACCCACCUCAAAUGGAGAAACUAGAACUUCUGACCAAAACAGUGAAACAACACCAACAGGUACCAGCACAACUCAUGUCCCGUUAAGUACCCGGGAAACAUCUACAACAAUUGAAACAACACCAACAGUUACCAGCACAACUCAUCUCCCGUUAAGUACCCGGGAAACAUCUACAACAAUGUCCUCAUCGACAGUGCAACAAUCUACAUCUAGUCCGACAGUGACACCCACAGGGAAAAUGGCAACAGUGUCAACCUCAACACCCACCUCAAAUGGAGAAACAAGAACUACCAAGACUGAUCAAUUCACAACAACAAUCAAUUCCAGCACAACUACAGAUGUCUCACCAAGUUUACCCUCUACAUUCCCUCCACUAACUACUCAUUUCACACAAACAUCUUCUGACCAAAACGAUGAAACAACACCAACAGCACCAACAGGUACCAGCACCACUCAUCUCCCGUUAAGUAGCCAAGGAACAUCUACAACAAUGUCCUCAUCGACAGAGAAACAAUCUACAUCUAUUCCGACAGUGACACCCACAGGGAAAAUGGCAACAGUGUACCAGAACAACUCAUCUCCUGUUAAGUACCCGGGAAACAUCUACAACAAUGUCCUCAUCGUCCGAGCAACAAUCUACAUCUAUUCCGACAGUGACACCCACAGGGAAAAUGGCAACAGUGUCAACCUCAACACCCACCUCAAAUGGAGAAACAAGAACUACCAAGACUGA